Mytilus trossulus (common blue mussel) is the source of this 747-nucleotide messenger RNA. RefSeq lists its product as uncharacterized. The record is from RefSeq and is a predicted model, not a curated record. The coding region runs from base 1 to 747 and encodes 248 amino acids. Gene Ontology annotation, molecular function: nucleic acid binding. NCBI's taxonomy places the organism in Eukaryota, Metazoa, Mollusca, Bivalvia, Mytilida, Mytilidae. The transcript has a single exon.
AUGGAGCAAAAUUUGUGUCUAUCUAAGAAUAGUAAUAUUAUAGCUUUGAAUCCAUAUCUAGAUUUACGUGGAGUUCUAUGCGUUGGUGGAAGAUUGAACAAGUCGAAUCUUAAAAUACAUGAGAAAAAUCCAACCAUUAUACCGGGUAAACAUUAUAUAGCCAAGUUACUUAUACGCCAUUAUCGUGAAACUGUUUGCCACCAAGGACGCCAUUUUACCGAAGGGGCGCUCAGAAAGGCAGGUUUCUGGAUAACGGGAGCAAAACGCUUGAUACAGUCGUUCAUACAUCGUUGUGUCACUUGUAGAAAAGUGAGGGGUACUUUGGAAAUUCAGAAGAUGGCGGAUCUCCCGUCCGAUCGGCUUGAACCUGGGCCACCAUUUUGUAAUGUUGGCAUCGAUGCUUUUGGUCCAUGGCAUGUAGUUACCAGGAAAACCCGUGGUGGUAGCGCACAAUCAAACCGGUGGGCGAUAUUAUUUUCGUGUCUCACAACUCGAGCAGUGCACACUGACGUUGUGGAAGAAAUGUCUUCUUCUGCAUUUAUUAACGCUCUAAGAAGAUUUGUGGCAAUUCGUGGAAAAGUAAAGAUAUUUAGGUCUGACCGAGGGACAAAUUUUGUUGGCUCAACCGAUCAUUUGAAGAUUGAUACAGUGAACGUGGAGAAUGGACCUCUAAGAGACUUUUUAUACAAAUCUGGAACAGUUUGGAUAUUCAACCCUCCUCACUCCUCACACAUGGGGGGAGUGUGA